AUGCUGCCUGGGGGCACGCCGCACCGCCCAGGGGUGCCCCAGGGGGCGCACACACACCGGCUGGCCAGGGUGGUACUUGCAGAAGGCUUUGCUCAGAUGAGUGAAACUGUUGCAACGAAGUAUAUUGGGAGAAGGUGGCACCUGCAGGACACCCUGUCGGGAGGAGCAAACGAGGAAGGGAGCUGUGGCUGGAAAGCUCAUCCCCUGGAAAUGCUGCUGGACCCGGAUCUUGGCGGGAAAGGCCCAGCACCUUCACAGGGUGGCCUCUGUAGCAUCGCACUUUUCCCGAGCGUCCCCCCCGCCCCGGCUCCACCUCCAGGAACCUCCCUCCCGGGAGUUGGCAAGUGGGGACCCGCGGGGCGAGCGCGCAGCGGGCGGCCGGGGGCGGCGCCCGCGGCGGGGCCAGAAAAGCGCGGCGGGGCGCGCAGGGCGGGCGCGUCCAUGGAGGCGGCGGCGGCGGCGCUGGCGGAGCUGCGGGCGCUGGUGGAGCGCGCCGGGGGGCGGCCGCGGCUGCUGCUGGUGGCCGAGCGGCGGCCCGGGGAGGCGCCGGCGCGGGCGCUGCUGGAGAGCUUCGCGCGGGACCUGCUGGGGGAGCCGCCGGCGGCGGAGAAGGAGGCGGAGGCGGCCCGGGAGGAGGAGGCGGCGGCGGGCAGCGGCGGGGCCGGAGGCGGGCGCGGGUGGCCGCGGUGCGCGCUGGCGCUGCUGCUGUGCCGGGCGGCGGCGGGGCGGCGGGCGCGGCGCUGCCUGCGGGAGGUGGUGCGCGACGUGCGCGGCCAGCUGCCCGCCGCGGCCGGCCUGGUGGGCGUGCUGGUGGCCGAGGGCGAGGGCGAGGCCGGGCCGGCCGAGCGGGAGGCCGAGCGCGCCCGGCUGGAGGCGCUGCUCCGCCGCGUCUGCCCGGCGCUCGGCGAGGCGCUCCAGGCGGCGCACUACAGCCCCGGCAGCCCGCAGGGCGCCGCCCCGGUCCGCGCCGCCGCCUGCCGCGCCCUCCGCGCCGCCCUCCAGCUGCGAGCAGAUGGGGUAGAAACUGAGAAGCAGAGGCUCCCCGGCUUCUUGCGGUGCUUCUCCUGGGGCAGAAGGAGCCAGAAAACGACCGACACUUUGGAUAAACCUGCAGACACCUUUGGGGAUGAUGGACCACAAGAAGCAGAAGAGGGUGUAGCUUUGACGAACAUGGCACCCAAUGGGAACUGUGAAGAAAUCGGUGGAGUGGCAUGCACUUAGAUUGAAAGCGUUAAACCGAGGAACCUAGCGACAGCAAAGCUAAAAAGCAGGGGAUCAGAAGUUGGCACCUCUUUGGAGCAGGGUCCACCUAUCAGCUCUUUGGUUUUUGCCUUCCUUUAAUCUGAUCAGCCUUUUGUAGCGAGAAUGCAGCCACAUUGACUGGUCUGGAAGGACCUCCUCUGGUAGUCUGGUUCCACGCAAGGCACAGAGGCAGCCGUGUCUAAUCUCAGUCAAGCAAGGACAGAUGACUUUUCAGCACUGAGGAAGUGCGUGAAUUGCCCAAGGUACAUCCUGAAACUGCAGAUGAAUUUAAUGCACGUGGCAGGAAUUGUGCCUCAGUGGGUGAACUGAGGUGCUACUCUUACGUUGCUCUUAUUGAGUCUGUGAUUUCUUUUUUCAAUUUUCUAAUGAUCUGCUUGCCUUAUUCUGAAAUCACCAUCAAAUGUGAAAAGUGUGUGUGUGGGAGGGAAAUCUCUGGGUUUAGAAGCAGUCUAUGUGGGUGCAAAGAAAGAAACAAUGGUGUUUUUAAUGAUGUUUUCAGUGCAGCCUCCUUAUGGACUAGAUGCUUGCUUCUUAUUUUUAUUAUAAAGAAAACUAGAAUCUCAGCCCUGUGUACCGUGUAGAACCAUAACAAAGCAGGUGGUGUGUUUUGCUGCUUCUUUACAGUGUGAGCCUUCUAGAAAUGCUGUUAAAGACUGAAAUCCAUUUCUCAUAACAGUGGAGUUCAGAGAAUAUAUGAUGAACCUACCUCGUCCUCAUUGAAGACCCUGUUCAGAAGUCCGGUUUUGUAGACCUCUUCUCCUCUGUGACCAGUUAGUAGCCUACAGAGACUGUUACAGAAGAGUAAGGAAGAAUGGGCCUCCAAAUCUUGCUAGAGGAGACAGAAACUAGAGUAGCUUAGAGAAACCUUCAGUAUUCUUAAGGGUUACAGGACCCCCCCCCCAAAAAAAACUGCCUGGUUGCAGCUCUUCUGCCAUGAAACCUGUGCGAAAUGCUCAAACCUUGUCUUCUGGAAAGCACUGCCCUCCUCUGCACAAAAUAAUUCCUUUACAAAAGAAAACCAGCGGUGUUUUUUUGUUUGUCUACGUGUCCAGUAGUGUGAAUUUCCUUCUACCCUGGGGUCUUACAGCUAAAGGUUUCUCCUUUCUUUCCUCUAAUAUAUGGAUCCUGUACUAGUAAGGGCACAGAAAAUGAACAUAUCAAACUUUUAAUGUUGGAACUUCUGCUUACUGAAUUGGAAUUUCAGGCCCAUGAACAAACUAAACUUCAGUUUACAGAUUCCAUAAUCUUGUUUUUAUCAUAAAUGUUAUAGCAGCUAUACUUUACCAGCAGUACAGUAUUAAUUCUUUAAUUUUGCAGAUCUUGCAGAUUUAAUUUCCAGCUCAAGUUACAGGAUUUUGUAUACUUGGCCGUAGCAGUUUGCCUUAUCUAGGGUCAUCAUGACCUAGCGAGAAAGGAAGUUCAGAGAAAAACUAUAAUCUUAAUUUGUAUUAGCUGAACAGUAAAACAGUAACAAUGGGAAGAGAUUCAGAUGGGUGUUUGUAGUCAUAAAGCAAGAUUGAGGUCCAAUGGCACAUUAAAAACCAACUGGAUUCCAUUUCUCCAGCAAAGAAAAGAUUAUUUCAGGGAGAGAAAUGAACUGAAGCUGUAGUAGAAAUACAUUUAGGCUGGCGUGCACAACUUUCGCCUACUGCUAUGUGUGGUGGUGAUGGAAAAUGCUGUCAAGUCAUAGCUGGCUUAUGGCAACCCCUGCUGGGGUUUUCAAGGCAAGAGAGAGAGACUAACAGAGCGGUUGCCAUUGCCUGGCUAUGCAACCCUGGUCUUCAUUGGAGGUCUCCCAUCCAAUUACUAACCAAGGCCAACCCUCCUUAGCUUCGUAGAGCUGAUGAGACUGGGUUUGCAUGGGCUAUUUAAAUCAGGGCACUGCUAAAUAUAGGUUUUGUUUAAUUAUUGAAAAUAUCUGCUACAAUAAUUCCUUUGUUUCAAUCUGCAUUUUGGAAUGCAAUAUACAGUCCUGGUCGCUUGAUCUCAGCAGGGACCUUAUAGACCCAGAAAAGUGCAGAAAAGGGGAGCAAAAAAAGAUGAAGGGCUUGGACCAUCUUUCCAAUGAGGAAAGGCUGCCGAGUUUGGGACUUUUUGAUUUAGAGAAGAGACAAAUAAGGCAGUGGCGGUAGAGGUUUAUAAAAUUGUGCAUGGGGUGGAGAAGGUAGACCGAACUUUCUGCUUCUCCUAAAACAUUUGAAUGUAGGGUCAACCAAAAGGGAGACUGCAAGGAAGAAAUCAGAAGAUUGAGACUUGGAAGAGCAGCUUUGAGGGAGCUAGAGAAGAUCCUUAAAGAUAAAGAUGUCUCUCUGGGAACCAAGAACAAGAUAAUCCAAACUAUGGUAUUCCCCAUUGCCAUGCAUGGAUGUGAAAGCUGAACAGUGAAGAAAGCUGACAGGAAGAAAAUUGGUUCAUUUGAAAUGUGGUGCUGGAGGAGAGUUUUGCGGAUACCAUGGAUGGCCAAAAAGACAAAUAAGUGGGUACCAGAUCAAAACAAGCCAAGCCUGAAUUAUCCCUACAUGCUAAAAUGACCAAACUGAGGCUACUGUACUUUGGUCCCAUCAUGAGAAGACAAGAUUCUCUGGAAAAGUCAAUAAUGCUAGGAAAAGUGGAAGGCAUGUCGGAAAAGAGGAAGAGCUAAAACGACACGGUUUGACUCAAUGAAAGAAGCCACGUCCUCCAGUUUGCAGGAUCUGAACAAGUCUGUUAACGAUAGGAUGUUUUGGAGGUCUUUCCUUCACAGGGUCGCCAUAGGUCGGAGGCAACUUGACGGCACAUAACACACAACAUGGAUUCAUAGAGUGAAGCUGUUGGGCAAAGCAAUCAAUAGAGGUAAAAGAAAGUCCUGCACAGCAUGUAUAUAAUUAGCCUGGAGAAUGCGCUGCUCCAGGGUGGAGUGACAGCCAUUGCCUGAGGUGACUUUGAAAGGCAACUAGAUACAUUCAGGAAAGCUCUCAAUGGCUAUUAGCCAUAGUGGCUAAAUAGAACCUUCCAUUCGGAGGCCGUGUACCUUUGAGCACUGGUUGCUAAAGUAGCGGCCAGCAGCAGGGGGAAGGCUCUCUGGGUAGUAGAUGAGAUACUGGACUAGAGGAACUCUUGGCUGGGUCUGGCAGGGCUGCUUGUGUACUCUAGAAUAUGUCCCACCUGCCAUUUCUGGUGCCACAAUCCUCUUUCAAGGGGUGUCGUCCACCUGAAGCCAUCUGCUGCAGCAGAAUGAGAGGAGUGAUGGGACGCCCCUUGACUGAGAGGAUCCCCCCAUCUCUGCCUCUCCCUGCGUGCAAAACAAUUGAAUUCCUAUAUGCUUCUGUCAUCUUGCCUUAGGUGACUCAGAGGGGCAUUUGUGAAGGCACAAAGGCAGAAGGAACCUAGGCCAGCAAGGUGAGUGCACAGGCAAACCCCUGCAGUGACUGCGCACCUUUCUUUGCCACUUCUCCCUGAUGUGGCACAGGUCAACUGGGCCAGACCGAGCAUGGCCAGGUUUUUUUCCCCACAAAGGGCUCCAGUAACAGCUGCGUGAGACCUUUGAUACCUACACGAUGGGCAGAAAAUUGACGGGCAUUACAGUGGCUAGGAAAACUCCACCUGAUGGUUGUUGUGGGUUUUCCGGGCUGUAUUGCCGUGGUCUUGGCAUUGUAGUUCCUGAUGUUUCGCCAGCAGCUGUGGACGUCAGGAA
Molecule: messenger RNA, 4936 nt
Organism: Eublepharis macularius
Lineage: Eukaryota; Metazoa; Chordata; Lepidosauria; Squamata; Eublepharidae
Gene: C6H2orf72
Product: chromosome 6 C2orf72 homolog
Exons: 5
Coding region: 1-1221 (406 amino acids)
Source: RefSeq, a predicted model, not a curated record